AUGGCCUCGGGAGCAGUAAUCCCACGAUUCCUACUCCCUCUCCAGGGACCGCUCUGGCGUGGCAUCCGCAUCCCGGUUACGCAAAACGUCCUUGUUCGUUUCGCAUCGUCAAAGUCACCCAACAAUGGCAAGCCGAUUGUCCUAGAGAAGCCUCUCAAGUUCAACCCUCCCUCCCACGGGUCUCGCCUCAGGAAGAACACUCUUCCCAAGCACUAUGGCCAUGUGCUUUCCGCUGAGGAAAUCGCGGUGCAGAACCGCAAGUCCUACCCCGGAAUGAUGGCUCCCGAGGGGACAUGGACGCAUUGGUUCUGGCACAGCCGGAUCUUGCACUUCUUUAUUUCCAUGGGCACGCUUCUCUCGCUCGGCAUCUUCACCUUCUUCAUGAACUAUGCCUCCAACUCGCCAUUCAAGGAACUCCUCCCCCCAGCAUCCUCGUUCUGGAGCCACCCGAUCGAGUUCUUCCUCGGCUGGAAGAACGUCAUUGUCAUGCAUGAGAGGGACAAGGCCAUCCGUGCGUUCGAGCACCGCAUGGAGCACCAAAACGACGUCGCCAAGCGCAGGUACUACAUGAAGAUGCACGGCAUCGAGACCAAGGACCCCAUCACGAUGAUCUUCGGCAAGAGCGAGAAGGAGCCGACGGACGAGGAGAUCGAGGCGGAGGCCCUGGGCACUACGGUCCCCCAGGCUGAGGACGCCAAGCCACCUGAGAGGAGGAAGUUCUGGGGCAUUUUCUGA
Messenger RNA from Clonostachys rhizophaga, 735 nucleotides. Lineage: Eukaryota; Fungi; Ascomycota; Sordariomycetes; Hypocreales; Bionectriaceae. The record is from the annotation of a GenBank genome assembly.